This is a messenger RNA of Eublepharis macularius, 3579 nucleotides long. It is a transcript of the gene PRR36, whose product is annotated as proline rich 36. The coding region runs from base 1 to 3579 and encodes 1192 amino acids. The record is from RefSeq and is a predicted model, not a curated record. The transcript has 5 exons. NCBI's taxonomy places the organism in Eukaryota, Metazoa, Chordata, Lepidosauria, Squamata, Eublepharidae.
AUGGAUGGCGGAGCAGCUGCAGAUGGGGACUCUGCUCCACGGGAGAAUGGUGUGACAGCUACGGGUGAAGCAGCACCAGCUGCCCGUCUUCCUGAAGCAAAACAAAAAUCCAACAAGACCACUCAGCCAGCAGCUGUUGCAUCUCGCCCUCCCACAGUUCCUUGUGGUGCUUCCAAAACACUCAACAAUGGCCCAGCCAAGAAGCCAAAUGCCUCUCAGGCCAAACCCCUGGUGCCCAAGAGCAGCGGUGUUAGCAACACAUCUGGUAGAAUGGUGGUAAAAAAGCCAGUGGGAGAGAAACCCAGUGGGGUGAAGGCUUCAGAAAAGCUAGGCCAGAACAAGGAGGUGCAACAAAAAACUGCAAAAGGGUCAUCACAGCCUGCAGUAUCUGCCCCAAAGUUGACUGCCACAAAACCGAAGAGAGCUGAACAGCCUAAGCCCACCAGAACUUGGUUGCCGGGGACCAAGAAUGCAACUUCUUCUUCAGCCCUAAGCAGAGCACUAGUCAAUGACAAAAGUGUGGGCAAACCUAAGCAGACAGUACCACCUGCUGGUCAGGCUGCAGCAGUGCAGCAGCAGAAAAGCACCCUGGCCGCAACACGAGAUCCUGCUAGAGUUGCCACCAUCCCCAAGGCCAAGCCUUCAAGUACUAACCCUACUGUGAAAAAGUUAUCUGCCCCCAAACCUCUCAGACUUCCAAAUUCCAAAUUGCAAUCUGAGCCCAGCCUUGGACAGAAGAAUAUGCCCAUACCUAUGAAUACCAAGCUUUUGGAGAAGAAGCUUUUGGAGACCUCUAAGCCAAGAACUCCUAGCAAGACAGCUGCUGGCAGUGCCCGUCCAUACAGAGCCUCUGUGCCCAAGGUACCAGCUGCAGGAAGCGGUCCAGGCAAGAAGCUUUUGAAGAAAGAUGACCUUCCAAGCCAAGAACAAGCUGCUACUCCAAAAAAGCUGCAAAAGGCACCUGAUGAAGAGAAGGCCAAGCCAGAUGUUGAUGAAGUAGAAAGUACCAUUAUUGAGGACACAAGGCCUGUGGAACUGGAACCUACAACAGAGAUAGCGGCUGAUGCCCCGCUUUUUUUGAAAGAACCUGAGACCAGCAGAUUAGAGGCACAAGAAACUGAACAAAGUGUGCCAGUGGACAUGGAAGGGAGGGAGGAUGGGGCUGAGAAUCUAGGCGUAAUAGCUCCACAAGUGUCAACUCCAGCAGCGCUUGGAGAAAUACCUUUGGUCUUUCCUAGUCUGCAAGAUGUGAAGGUCUCUUCUCCCAUUGGAGCACCUGACUUGCCUGUCCCUGAGAUCUCGGAGCUCCCAGAUGAAGCACUGGGUUUGCAUACAGAGCUGCUGUGUCACCUGUCUCCUGCUUCCUUGGCACUUUGUCCCCAGACUCCACCGUCAGACUCUCUGCAGCCUAGUGGAGAAGGCACAGACGUCCAGCGCUUGAAGGAAGACGCACUUCCACACUCUGCUCCAGUGCCUGCUGAGCAGCUGUACUCAUUGCUUGAAACGGCAGUGUCUUGCGAAGAUAUCUGCUGCCUUUCAACAUCCUCCUUAGAUGAAGACUCCCAGAUACUGGUUAAGGAGGAGGCUCCUGUGCCAAACUCUUUUGGUGGGCUUCCUUGCGCUUCUUUGGUUGGGUUUGCUGAACAAGUCCAACCUCGGGAGCUACCCGGGCUGCUGGCAGAGACACAGGAGGAGCCUGUUUCACCUGGAAGACAAUCUCCCUCACCCAACCAGGUAGAUUCUCCUCUGACAAUUACGGCAGAGACUCAAGCAGCUGUGGAUGGUGAAAGGUAUCGUGGCUUUGACACAGUGCCCCAGGUAGCUGGCCUGUCUCUGAGUGAAGAAGACUGGCAGAAGGAAGUUUCUCCUGUGGAGGUAGAAAAUGAGAGGUUACGGACGAGCCCUCUAGACUUUGAAGCAAAGACGCAUCCAAGCACGGAAGGUGCUCAUGAGCGGGACGCUCUGCAGGCAGAAUGGCCGGAUAGAGCUGCUGUUCUUGCUGAAGGUGAGUUGAUGGAAACUCGACAUAUAGGAGACCGUCCAGACGCUGGAAAGGUUGCUCAGGACCCACCUCCUCUCCCUUCACCUACGCCUGUUGUGGCCUUGCUCCCUACAGAGUCAACUGGAGAUGCUUCUACAGGCUGUGGCGAUGCACCCAGCUCUGUGGAGGAACGUGUUUGUAUAGGAGGCCCUGGGGGUGAUGCCGUGGCUGAAGUGUGUCUUGGUAACCUGAAACAAGAGGAGGCUCUCAAAUGCAAAGAUCCGGAUCUUUUGCCCCAUCUUUCAGGGGAGGUGUCGCCAGGUAGUGGCACUGGCCAGGCAUUAAUGUCCAAACCUCAGACUCUGCCCUUGAAGAGCCUAGAGCUGUUGCAGGAGCCUCCUACGCAGCCUCCUGAAGCUCCAGAACUGCUGCUGAGUUGCACAGUGCAGAAGGGCCACUCCCCUGAAAGAGGGGGCUCCUCCUCCAAAUCCAGCACGUUAAGUGGCCCUGAUCUGGCUGGCAAGAGCAGCAGUGAGACCAGCACCCCAGAGGAGCUGCGGGAUUAUGACAGCAGCUCGGGAGUGGAGUCCAAGUCUGAUGAGAAACUGGAGCAAACCUGCCACCAGCUGCUGAGCCCCCUUGAAGACCUACCUGGUGAGCUAGACCUGGGCAUUCACAUGGAGAAAGGAGAUGAUGAGGCAGAGACUCUGCCAGCUGAUGAAAUCCUCGGUGACCCACCUACUGAGCCUACGGUGUCCUCGGAGGAGGAAGCGGAGCUGGAUGUGGAUCUCCUGAAGGACCCGGGCUUCACGGAAACGGUGUGCCUGUCCUCCCCUCCUGGCAAGCCCUCCUUGCCCCACUCGGUGGAGGAGUCAGACGAGCCAGGCUCUGGGGAUGCUGGCACAGAGACCCCUGCUUCGACCAACUCCGCGGCUUCUUGUGACGUCUUUGGGGCCUUCCAUCUCCAUUCUACCGACAGUUGCGGCAAGAGUCCUGGCCUGUCUUCCCUGGAGAGCGAGGAGCAUUCCACAGAGGGCAGCAAGGAGCAGGUUUCCAAAGAGCCCAAUCGCAAGAUGCCUGUGGAUUGGGAGCAUCUGGUGCCGGCCACGCUAGCUUCUGAGAAGAUCCGAGGGCAGGAUGAGGAAUCCUCCCCACCUUUCACUGCUACUCAUAACCUGGCUGCAGGUGACAAUGGAGCUGGUUUCCCCUUCCCCUGGGGACCCUGUCCAUCAGAGAUCCUCUCCACUAUCUAUGAAGUAGAAAGUGGCGCUGAGACACCUGGCCUGGACGAAGAGGAUGGGAGUCGUUGCUUGUAUGCCAUCUCUCAAGAGCAGGGUCUUCGCCUAGGAAGCAUCCAGGCUACGGUGGUGCAGCAAUUAAUCAGCCGGACGCUGCUUUUCUCAUCAGAGGCACCUUCUGGUGCUAUUGGUGGGAAAGGUCCUGUGAGCAGUGAAGCAGAGAUUAGCAAAUGGACAGAACUGAUAUCCCCUCUGGAUGAAUCGCGGGCCAGCAUCACUUCUGUGACGAGCUUCUCCCCUGAGGACAUGUCAUCCCCCCAUGGGGACUGGACUGUGGUAGAGGUAGAGACCUUUCACUGA